Papaver somniferum (opium poppy) is the source of this 1595-nucleotide messenger RNA. Its product is annotated as SNF1-related protein kinase regulatory subunit gamma-1-like. The transcript has 6 exons. The record is from RefSeq and is a predicted model, not a curated record. The coding region runs from base 121 to 1383 and encodes 420 amino acids. Lineage: Eukaryota; Viridiplantae; Streptophyta; Magnoliopsida; Ranunculales; Papaveraceae.
GUUUCAUAAAUGCAUUCAUACUGAUCAAGACAAGAAAGUAAGAGGAGAUCAUAACAUCAACUGCAAGAAGUGAGAGUGAGACUGUGAGUGAGAUAAUUCUGAUAAUAAUUCGAAAGAGUGAUGGAUAGACAGGAUAGUUGGACAGAUAGUCCAAGGAGUGGUCGUGGUAUAAGUACUCCAAGAAGUCCAGAAGCAAAAUUAGGAUUAAGAGUAGAAGAUUUAUGGGAUAUACAACAACCUCAACUCAGUCCUUCCGAGAAACUCAAUUCUUGUUUCGAAAGUAUUCCUGUUUCUUCUUUUCCUAUCAAUCCUUCUUUUCAAGUGAUCGAGAUAAAUUCUGAUUCGAGUCUGGCUGAUGCUGUUCAAAUAUUGUCCAGGCACAAACUUUUGAGUGCAAUUGUGAGGAAUGUUGAGGCACCAGAAGAUGCCAGCUGGAUUGACAGAUACAAUGGCAUUGUAGAGUUGCAAGGAAUCGUUGUAUGGCUUUUGCAUCAGUCUGAAGUCACAGCUCUAAAGAUGAGGCCUACAGCCAUGGCAGGAGCAAAUGGUGAAAAUGGUAGUUCAGCCCCUGAAGCUGUUGCUUCAAUGGGUGGAAGCUUUUUCGAGACUCUAACUUCUUCCGAUUUUUAUAAGACUACAAAGGUUCAAGACAUUUCAGGGUCUUUCCGUUGGGCUCCAUUUCUUGCGUUGCAGAAAUCUGACACCUUCUUAACCAUGCUUUUGCUGCUAUCCAAAUACAAAAUGAAGAGCCUACCAGUGGUUGAUCUGGGUGAAGGAAAUAUCGAUAACAUUAUCACACAAUCUUCUGUGGUGCAUAUGCUGGCGGAAUGUGUUGGACUUCAUUGGUUUGAGAGCUGGGGAACGAAGAAGCUUAAAGAUCUUGGUCUUCCGAUCAUGAAGCCCCAUAAAUUGAUUAAGGUGUACGAGGAUGAGCCUGUUCUCAAGGCGUUUAAACUGAUGAGAGAAAAGAGGAUUGGAGGGCUCCCAGUGGUUGAAUGCAACGGACAAAAGGCAAUAGGAAAUAUAAGUGUACGAGAUGUUCAGUUUCUCCUUGCUGCCCCAGAAAUUUAUAAAGAUUACAGAUCCAUCACCACGAAGAGCUUCUUGACAGCCGUUAGAAACCAUCUAAAGGAGCAGCAAGAGGCGUCACCAAUGUUGCGGGGCAUGAUUACGUGCAGGAAAGAUGAUACUAUCAAAGACGUAAUUCUGAAACUCGACUCAGAAAAGAUACAUAGAAUCUACGUAGUAGAUGCGGAUGAAAAUCUGGAAGGAGUGAUUUCACUGAGAGACAUAAUAUCCAAGCUAGUGCACGAGCCUCGUAAUUACUUUGGAGAUUUCUUUGAUGGGGUUGUUCCUUUACCUCGGAACAGCAGCAGUGUUUGAAAGUUCUUGUUUACCUGCAAUAAGCAGCUGCUCUUUCUGAACUGCUAGUUAUUUCAUGAUGGUUUUUAUGCCUCCUUUUUAAUGUUGUUGAAGUGAUUAACAAUGAGAAACAGCCAAGGAGGUGAGUGAGAGUGUUAUCUCAGUCCCGCAGGUAGUACUUGUAUAUAUGUACAACUUGUGCCCGUUUUCAGUUUCUUGCUUUGUGCUUUGAA